AUGAGUGAGCAAUCAAUAACGGUACGAGCACCCAAGGUGUUCCUAGAAUCUAACCUUAACUUCCCAAACGUAGAUACGUCUGUUACGGAAGUAACUGUCACAAGAGCGCGAUGCAUUGAUCCUAGCCUAUUGGAUUCAUUCUUAAGGACCAUGAGACACGGAAGUGAUGAUAUUAUUAAGCAGAAAAUAAACAACGUUACAGAAAAAGGUUCCACACUUCGUUCAAAGAGUGAGAAAUGUGGUGACUUUGUAAGAAAUGAAUUAUAUCCUAAUUGGAAAGAACGAAGUAAAGUGAUUUUUUAUUGCCAAUACCAAGCGACUUUGAUGAAAGAAGAAUUAGAUGUUAAAUCAAAUGAAAUGGUAUCUGACGGUCCACAAGUAGCUACGAGAAUAGACCCAUAUGCUGAAAGGGAUUGGAAGAAAGAACAAGAGUCCCGUUUCAAACAGUGGAGGAAUGUUUGUGGUUGGGUACAGAAUAAUCUGCAAAUAGAGUCGAUACUCAGAACUACGAGCGAGGAAAUCUUGAACCAAAGAUGUGAUGCCAAUCGAAAAUAUUUAGAGGAUUUCGAAGAAUUCAUGAACAAACAACAGACUAAUAAGUAG
Molecule: messenger RNA, 603 nt
Organism: Maudiozyma saulgeensis
Lineage: Eukaryota; Fungi; Ascomycota; Saccharomycetes; Saccharomycetales; Saccharomycetaceae
Source: the annotation of a GenBank genome assembly